This is a messenger RNA of Gigantopelta aegis, 4237 nucleotides long. Its product is annotated as F-box DNA helicase 1-like. Gene Ontology annotation, molecular function: 3'-5' DNA helicase activity; protein binding; DNA binding. Gene Ontology annotation, cellular component: nucleus. Gene Ontology annotation, biological process: double-strand break repair via homologous recombination; replication fork processing. The transcript has 19 exons. Lineage: Eukaryota; Metazoa; Mollusca; Gastropoda; Neomphalida; Peltospiridae. Bases 136 to 3696 code for a protein of 1186 amino acids. The record is from RefSeq and is a predicted model, not a curated record.
AUUGGUCGAAUGAAAGGGUAGCUGGACAUGAGCGCCAAUGCCAAUGGGCUGCUGUUAGAUCCACGUGUAAUAGUGGAGCUAAUUUUAAUUAGAUUGCAAUUUAACUUAUUUUAAGAAAACAAGAUUAAUCAUGUAAUGGCAAAGGGACAAAAUAAAUUUAAGGCUCCAAGACGUGUGAGCAAACAGUCUAGCACAGACUCCAAUACACAGGUAGGUGAGAACCAGGCGACGUUCUGUGAAUCGCAAGAAAAAAGUUUAUCCAACUUUCCUGUUCCAACUGAAAGUAGAUCGGGUGUUUUUGACCAAACUGAGAGUCAAGAUGUUGAUAAAACAUCAGAUUUAGACAGUGCUGAUGCUAGUUUAAAUUGGAAGUGUUUUUGGCAAAGAAAGCGUAAAAUUCACGUUGAUGUCUCAGAAUGUUUGAAUUUUUCUCAAAGUGAAACCGGAAGUAAGGUUUUAACAAAUCCACACCAAGUAAAAAAGAGCAGUAAGGAUUGCAACAGAGGACUGCAUCCCAGAAGUAGGACUAAGAGGUUAAAAAAAACACAGUCACAUGGCUUGGACACUGGUACAAAAAGUUUGACAGUUCCAUCACAAGUUUGUAAUACAGCUUCAUGCACAUCUUCAUCAUACUUGUCAGGACCAAGUCCAUCAAAGUCACUUGAAACCACACCAUCAAAGACAUCAUUCAAGAGUCCAAGGAUAAAGUACCAUGGCAAACGAUUUGUGCCUCAGAAAAACACUUUAUCAAAAUACUUUACUGUUCAAAAAAUAGACGUGCAUUCUUGUAUCAUAAAUGACAAAAGUGGAAGUGAAAAAAGUGAAGUCGAGGUAAAAAGUUCUAUGAUAGAUGAUCCAUCGAGUAGUAAGUUAAAAGACUCGUCAUCAUCAGGCACAUCAUACAGAACUACUUCAAAGAUGUAUUCCCCAAUUAAGAAGCUCACUGAUAUAGUUUACAUAUGUGAUUCAUCUUCAGACUCUUCCUCAUCGGUACCACAUACAGGAUCAUCACAUUCAAAGACACAUCCCGUAAGAUCAUUGUUUACAAGCCAACAACAAGAUUCUCAGCAGUUCAAAUGUUUAAAAGUGGAGUACUCAAGUAUUGCAUGUGCUUCUUGUGAAUCGGAUCAUUCGAAAACAUUUGGGCUGCUUGGUGAUGCUCUAGACAGUGAAAACCACAACUGUCCUUCAGCAUGUUCAAGCAGAACAAACUCCACAAGUUUUGAACAUCUUCCUCUUGAAGUUGUUGAACUCAUAUUUUGUCAGCUUCCAGUGCUUGAUCUAUGCUUAAAUUGCAACAGAGUUUGUACACAGUGGAAUGAGAAAAUAUCCGAUCCAAAGUUUAUUCCUUGGAAGAAACUCUACCACAGGUUGAGGAAAAACCACGGAGACAGUUUUAGUGUGGUUGUUGCACUGAUGACAAAGAGAGAUUUAAAUCUGCCUUCGAAAUCAUUGCUAGGAUUAAUCAGGUUUAUGUUGGAUUUUAAACCUGUCACAGCAAACAACAUGACAGAAUGUCUGGCAAAACACGACAAGUACAAAUGGGCUUGCACUUUGAUAGAAGAGAGGGUGGAAGAUUGCAUCAAGAAUAAGACCCCGAACCCCUGGUGUAUCAUAGCGUCUCUAGUGAUCACGUCGAGCUGUGUAGCUGAUGUCAGUAGUAUUCUGUCCUGUCUGACGGUGCCGCUGUCCCAGUGUACCACUCUGGAAGUCUUGGAGUGUCUGUACUGCCUGGCAACCAUGCUUUAUGGAAUGCAUCUGAAACACGGGCCAAAUGUUUGGACUGGGAUGCAUUACCGGGUAUUCUAUGCACUCUACCUGUAUGAAAAUGCUUCUGUGUCAACCCAUGGGAUGUUACAGGAAACAAUGACCAGUACAUCAGGACAGCAGUCCAUUGUCAGAUACAGUGAAAAGGAUGUAGCCAUACGUAUGACCCACGAGCAGAUGAGAAUUGUCAAGUGUGACCUAAACCCAGGAGAUGUGGUCAAGAUCGUUGCUUUUGCUGGUACAGGCAAAACAUCCACAUUAGUGCGAUACACACAGAUGAGACCGGACAAGAGGUUUUUGCUUCUCGUGUAUAACAAGUCUGUUUGUGAUCACGCUAAGAAAAUGUUCCCUCACAAUGUAACUUGCAAGACUGGCCAUGGACUUGCAUACGGCGUCAUGGGUACAAGGUAUGCUUCCAAGUUGAACAGAGGUGCUCUAAAGGUGUAUGACGUCACACAGAUUCUGCCACUGAGAAAAGGAGAUAAUAUGUAUGUGAGGGCCAAGUUUGUCAUUGACACACUGAACAACUUCUUGGUGUCGGACACUUUUAACAUCUCCACUGUGCACGUUCCUGACUGGAGACAGAACGAUGAUGGCGUGAAGGUGCCUGUGGAACACGCGGCCAAAGUGCGAUAUGCGGAGGAUGCAGAAUACCUGUGGAAGCUAAUGCAGGACCUGGAUAGGAAGACUGUUGGCAUGACCCAUGAUGGCUAUCUCAAACUGUACCAGUUGAGUGAACCACGUGUCCGUGGAUACGACAUCAUUCUCAUAGAUGAAGCGCAGGAUCUGACUCCAGCUGUGAUUGACAUCCUGAUGAACCAGUCCCAGUGUAAAAUACUGGUAGGCGACCCCCAUCAACAGAUUUACUCAUUCCGUGGAGCGAUUAAUGCCAUGCAGAUGAUUACAGCAACACAGGUGUUUUACCUGACACAGUCUUUCCGGUUUGGUCCUGAGAUUGCACAUGUAGCUGCCAGCUGUCUGGAGGUGUUCAAGAAUAUCAAACAGAAAACUAUCGUUGGACAUGGAAUAUCAGGUUGUGUGUCUGGGGAGAAAGUUGGGCAGAUGGCCAUUAUUUGCCGGUCUAACUUCACCGUGUUCAGCGAGGCUGUCAAGAUGUGUUGCUAUAGGAAAGAGCCAUGUCGAGCUGCCUUUGUUGGCGGCACAGAAGCAUUUGGUUUUGGAAUGCUGCACGACAUGUACACCCUAAUGCUUAGUCCUGAAGAUCGAGUCAAAGAAAAUCAUACCGUCAGCAAUAAAUUCAUCAAGAUGUUCAAGUCGUUCUCGGAUCUGGAGCGGUAUGCGUCCCGCACGAUGGAUACCGAGCUGGGUGGGAAGAUCCGCAUCGUGAGGACGUUCCACAACAACCUGCCCAUGUGUCUGAAGAAGAUCCGAGAGAAGUGCGUGCACGACAUCACCACUGCCGACGUGGUGUUCAGCACAGCCCACAAAUCUAAAGGACUGGAGUUCUCCACUGUGAGGAUUACAGACGACUACAUUGCCAGUCCAGUACACGACUUGUCUCUGUCGCAGAUAUUGACACAGAUCCCAGUGGAUGAAACAAACUUGCUGUAUGUUGCCGUCACCAGAGCAAAGAGAUCACUCCAGCUGUCUCCCAUGCUGAUGCGGGUUUUGGCUAACAAUGGGGAAAAAUUUGUGUAUCCUGUAUUAAGUUCGGCAGUCCAGGAUGGCAAGACUCCUUUGAAGUGUUUUGUUACUGAUGCCGAGUUUCAGCCCAAGGCACUCACCCUGAGGAAAAACAGCAUUACCCUUAGUGACAACUCGGUGAGAGAUGGAGGUUUGAUAAGUCCAGCCAUGCUAACUGCUGACAAACACGUGUUCCAUGAACUGCUGGGCUGUCAGACGUCGGACCCGCCAUCCGCAGACGUUGACGAUGACCAAGAGUUCUUUGACGAAGACUUUGCAUUUUGAACUGUGCCAUCAUAAAGAAACUUUAAGCCCAAAACACACCGGGUCUGGGUUUGGAGAUAUUGGCAAAGACACCAUGUCAGGUGUAUUAAUAGAAUCCAUCACCGAGGGACAAAAACAUUUUGCCUCAUCUAUACCUCACAACGGUGAUUGAUUCUUUUUCUUGCCCGUUUAAUUACAGUAACAAAACAUUAAUUUUGUAUGCUACAUAUGGUUUGUUUCUUGUUGAAUGAUUCGUAACCAUUUCACCUACAAACAAUGAAACUCAUUUAAUCAUACACUGAAAAAUAUAGUUCAACUUAUGCAACAACAUAAAAAUUAUGUGCAUCAACUUAACAAUAAAUAUACAGUUGAAAAUACUCCUCAGACCCAGACCCAGACCCAGAUCCAGCAUGUUUUGGGCCUUAGUCUUCCAUUAUUCUCGUUCCAACCAGUGCACCACAACUGGUAUAUCAAAGGCUGUGGUAUGUACUACCCUGUCUGUGGGAUGGUGCAUAUAAAAGAACCCUUGCUGCUGAUCGAAAAGAGUAGCCCAUGAAGUGGC